AUGCAUCCACAACUUGAGGCCGAGAGAUUCCAUUCAUGUCAAGAUUUAAUUGAAGCGUUAGAUAAAUGCCAUCAUAGGGAGUAUUAUAAAAGGAUAUUUGGACUCUGUAAUAAUGAGAAAGACGCAUUAUCUGCCUGUUUGAAACAGGCUAGUAUAGAUAACAAGAAGAAAGCUAUUAAAGUAAGUAGGGAGAAAAGAUCUAAACUGGAUGAGAAAUGGAAGAAGCUUGAUGAAGAGGAGUAUGGGGAGGAUGCUAUAUUGAAGAAGCUGUUAGCGAAACAGGUAGCUAUGAAGAACGCUGUAGUGGAAAAUUCAAAGACUACGGGAUCCAAGGACUAA
Naumovozyma castellii is the source of this 339-nucleotide messenger RNA. It is a transcript of the gene CMC2, whose product is annotated as Cmc2p. The coding region runs from base 1 to 339 and encodes 112 amino acids. The transcript is spliced from 2 exons. The record is from RefSeq and is a predicted model, not a curated record. Lineage: Eukaryota; Fungi; Ascomycota; Saccharomycetes; Saccharomycetales; Saccharomycetaceae.